This is a messenger RNA of Acanthopagrus latus (yellowfin seabream), 3585 nucleotides long. It is a transcript of the gene rragca, whose product is annotated as Ras-related GTP binding Ca. Gene Ontology annotation, biological process: cellular response to starvation; positive regulation of TOR signaling; cellular response to amino acid stimulus. Gene Ontology annotation, cellular component: nucleus; Gtr1-Gtr2 GTPase complex; lysosome. Gene Ontology annotation, molecular function: GTP binding; GTPase activity. Lineage: Eukaryota; Metazoa; Chordata; Actinopteri; Spariformes; Sparidae. The transcript is spliced from 7 exons. Bases 554 to 1705 code for a protein of 383 amino acids. The record is from RefSeq and is a predicted model, not a curated record.
CUGUGGUGGAUUUUUGGCGCCAUCUGCUGGUAAAAUGGCGGAGCAAGCGAAUUGCCCUCUUCCUAUUUUGCCCCUUUCACACAACCUUUUUUUUUUGGCAUGUUCACUUUUAAUUUACAGAAGACUUAAUAAACAAAUUGUGAAUAACUGUUACGUGCUCCAACGGCUUUAAGCUGGUGUGCCAGGACUGUGUAUUCGCCUCACAUUCGGGUGAUAGGUCACAAAACAAGUCUGGGUACUAGUCAGGUGACAGCGACAAACCUCAGUAGGAGUAGCAGGCGGCUCGACCAAUCAUUUGUCGCAUUUGAAUUCAGGCAGCGAAUCAGAAUCAAGUGGCGGGACCAAGGGGGCGAGUUUUUUUCACGAGAGAGGAAAUCCUAAGGAAAUGUGUGGGAUCACGCUCGGUGUUUCCAAGUAGCCUGGGCAUUAUUGACAAACUAUUUUCACUGUGUGACGUUAGUUUGUGUCGCAUACCGAUCGUCCGAUACAAACACGGGUGUGGUGACCGACAAGUAAGGGGGGGAAGCGGGGAAGCGACCGUCGUUAGGUCAAAAUGUCGAUUCAGUACGAGGUGGAACAGCUGGCUGACAGCUACGGGGUUGCAGACUCGUUCCCCAAAGAUUUCGGUUAUGGUGAGGAGGAGGAGGCCGAUAUCGAGGGCAGCCCGACGCCGUCCGACAGCAAACCGAGAAUCCUUCUAAUGGGCUUGAGAAGAAGUGGCAAGUCUUCGAUACAGAAGGUGGUGUUCCACAAAAUGUCUCCCAAUGAGACCUUGUUUCUGGAGAGCACCAACAAGAUCUACAAGGACGACAUCUCCAGCAGCUCCUUUGUCAACUUCCAGAUUUGGGACUUCCCAGGUCAGGUCGAUUUCUUCGACCCUACCUUCGACUAUGAGAUGAUCUUCAGAGGAACUGGGGCUUUGAUAUUCGUCAUCGAUGCUCAGGAUGAUUACGUGGAGGCCCUGGGCAGGCUUCAUCUCACCGUGUCACGAGCAUACCGAGUCAAUCCAGAGAUCAACUUCGAGGUGUUCAUUCACAAAGUGGACGGCCUCUCAGACGACCACAAGAUCGAGACCCAGCGAGACAUCCAUCAGAGAGCCAACGACGACCUGGCAGACGCUAGCUUAGAAAAGCUGCAUCUCAGCUUUUACUUGACGAGUAUUUACGACCACUCCAUCUUUGAGGCCUUCAGCAAAGUGGUGCAGAAGCUCAUCCCUCAGCUUCCCACUCUGGAGAACCUCCUAAACAUCUUCAUUUCUAAUUCAGGGAUAGAGAAGGCCUUUCUGUUCGAUGUGGUCAGCAAGAUCUACAUCGCCACAGACAGCUCUCCUGUAGACAUGCAGUCCUAUGAACUGUGCUGUGACAUGAUCGAUGUGGUCAUUGACGUCUCCUGCAUCUACGGUCUGAGGGAGGACGGCAGCGGCAGUGCCUACGACAAGGAGUCCAUGGCCAUCAUCAAGCUCAACAACACCACUGUGCUGUACCUGAAAGAGGUCACCAAGUUCCUGGCCCUUGUCUGCAUCCUGCGAGAAGAAAGCUUCGAGCGUAAAGGAUUAAUAGACUACAACUUCCACUGUUUCCGGAAGGCCAUCCAUGAAGUAUUUGAGGUUGGGGUUUCCACCCCGCGUCCAGUGGGCUCCCAGGCGGUGGGCUCGCCCUGCACCAAGGUCGUUGCACUGAACGGCACGCCGCGCAACACUGUCUAGACUCUGAUGCAAAAUAAAACACAGAAAGAUGCAAGAAGAGGGUUGAGGAACGGAAAGAUCGAGAUGGGCCAGGGAGCCUGUAGAGGAGAGACUACUGAACUGGGGCUCACCGACUCGCAAAAUCACAAUCCCUUGCUCCCGGCACCUAAAUAACUGAGAGGCGGCUUGAGCCACGAGUGUGUGAGACUGCACUGGAGCACAGCGGGGUCAGGCUUUCUCGAGCUAAGACGGAAGGGAAAUUCUCGCAUUCGUUUCAUGCGAAUGCAAAAAUGCAAAGCACUGUACAGGCUGUGAGGAAGUCAAGAAAGUAAAACUGCACCUGGAUGGAAAGAGGUUCAGGAUCUUUCUUUGGAUUUCCUUAAGCGGUCCGAGGCUGUGAUAAUUAGCUGCUGGUCCUUCUAAAUGAACAAUGUGAGGAGGAAAAACAAACCCUUGUUGUGACCUCUUGAUAUGGACAAACUGUGAUGUCAGUUUUCAGGAAUCUGUCUAGUGAUGAACCCUACCCCGACCACUUCUGUGCUGAUUUAGAAAUAAAAAGAUGGUGGAUGUGAACUUGCUCAUCCUAUCCCACACACGUUCAGAGAUGGCCUUAUGUAGAUGAAGCUUGUCUGCAGUGCAAGCUUUCUCUCAACACCACUCACCUCACCCUACCUGAAUGCUGCCCGAAACUCGCUUUUUGGUUUCACUUGUGAAGGGAAAACAAGGUUUUGUUAGCAGACUGAAAAGGGAUUGUGCUGUCCAUUUAAAUUGGUCUUGUGCGUGUAUGCGAGUAUAUAUGUAUGUAUGUAUGUAUGUAUGUAUGUAUGAGUGAUUGAGUGUGCGUGUCAAUGGUUUUGAUUAGACCCCAGACUGGGCUGUUUGUACUGGCGAAGGAUCUUCAAAGGAAGAGUUUAUGUCCCUCUUCCCGAUAACAGCAGCUUAGCAUAAUUAAAGUCUUUUUUUCAACCAGUGAAAUUAACUUUUCUGUGUGCUCCUCUGAAAAUCAAAGUUUUGAUCGACUUCCUGAUGGGUUGUAAAAAUAAGUUUGGUUAGGAAUUUGGAAAUGGUCUCACUGCCAAAAUGAUUUAUAAAAAAAAUGAAAAAAAAGAUUCAGAAACCGAAAAAUGAUGAAAACAUGUCACGAUUAAAACCUUAUUUGUUGCCAUCUUAGAGCAUUUUUAGGUCCGGUUGAGGUGCGGGACUCACUGAGGGUUCUCACUCCAUAGAGGCCGAUGAAGACAUUUGUGGAUGAUAUGAAUAGAUUUAAAUGUGCAUGUUAUUCCAGCUAAAAGCUUCGGUCCUGCCCAAAAUGACUAAACACAAAACGUAAGUUGCCAUGUUUCGUGUUUAGUUUGGCUCUGCUCAGCAGGAUGCACAACAACAACAAAAUAGACCCAUUCCAAGCAUGCAUACGUCAGUGUGUUGUCGGCUUGUAUUGUUCUCAACCAUUAACACUGCUCAUUGUAUUCAAAGGUGAGAAAAGUGAAAAUGAAUCUAACCAAGAAAAUUAAAUGGAUAAGGAAGGAGAAAACGACCAAAUUUAAUUCCUUUUUGCCAUUAGAAUGACAGAUAAGAUGUUCAUGCUUGCAAUUUUCUGUUUGUUUAUAUCAGGGGUGAGAUGUGGGAACUGCAUCUUAAGACGAGGAGCCCGACUCACAAAGCAGCUUUUAACAUGUUACCUUGAUAACUUUGCUGCGUUUUAAGAUGUUUUAACAUUUACUCAGCAGAUUUAUUCAGGUAAUUCUGUGAAUGUUGCUUUCUUGAAUCAGACCCACGAUCUUCUCAACUCAGUCAUUAUCACCUGAAAAAAACACUUGCACAUCAGAACUGUGAUGGAUGAUUGAUUUGGUGUAUUGUGAUGCUAUACUAUGUGAAAUAAAAAUAAAUUUACAUUUUGUUUU